AUGUCAUCAUUAGGAGAGCGUGGGUGCAUUCCUCUAAUAGUUCAGCCUCAGGCGAAUAAAGUGGGCUCACAUUUUCUCUCGAUCUUUCCCUAUUCAGUUGUUUGUCUCUGUUGCAAAAUUCAAUCUGAUCUCAAGAGAUGCUUAAGAUCCCAGAACAUCAAGUCGCCGGACACCAUGCUAGUAAUGGAACCCUUGGCCCUCUCAUUGACGAUUCCGGUCGUUUUUACAAGCCUCUCCAAGGCGAUGAACGUGGGUCAGCUGAAGCAGCCUUCUAUAAACAAUUUUCUUCAAACACACAAAUCCCAGAUCAUAUUCGCAAAUUCUUCCCCAUCUUCUAUGGCAUUCAAGUCAUGACUGCAUCCGAUGGAUCUGAACACCCUCACAUCGUGUUACAAGAUCUUACUUCCUCACGCCUGAAUCCCACCAUCAUGGACAUCAAAAUCGGGUCAAGAACCUUCGGGCAUGAAGCUUCAGAUGCCUACAUUGCAAAGUGCUUGAAAAGAGAUCGCGAGACCACUAGUCUUCAAUUAGGGUUCAGGAUAUCCGGUUUGCAAGUUUACAUUAAUGAUGAAUCCGGGUUCUAUAAGCCUCCUAGAGAUGAUGUCCUGAAAAGUGGUUUAGACGACGUUAGAUUUCUUUUUAGGAGAUUUGUGUCGUCUAAUCUAGCUCCAGCUGCAGUCCCACAAGAGCUAGAAGCGAACGCUGCUUUAGCGUCCAACGUCUAUGGUGGGACUGAUGGGAUUUUGGCUCAGUUGUUGGAGCUCAAGGCGUGGUUUGAAGAUCAAACCAUGUACCAUUUUUGUGCUUGUUCGCUUCUUUUUGUAUUUGAGAAGCGGUUGGCGUUAGAAGGCGUGAGGCCAAACGCUCAAGUCAAGAUUAUUGAUUUUGCACAUGUUACGGAGGGUAAAGGUGUGAUUGAUCAUAACUUUUUGGGUGGAUUAUGCUCUUUGAUAAAGUUCAUAUCGGAAGUGCUUGGAGAUCGUGAAGAACAUAAAACUGAUCAGGAAGGAGAUAGCUAGACAAGAAUAAGACGUCAUUGACUAUAGUUAAUGGUUAGGAUGAAUCGAAUAAAGACUAGAUAGGGA
Messenger RNA from Lactuca virosa, 1085 nucleotides. NCBI's taxonomy places the organism in Eukaryota, Viridiplantae, Streptophyta, Magnoliopsida, Asterales, Asteraceae. The record is from the annotation of a GenBank genome assembly.